Messenger RNA from Striga hermonthica, 951 nucleotides. The record is from the annotation of a GenBank genome assembly. NCBI's taxonomy places the organism in Eukaryota, Viridiplantae, Streptophyta, Magnoliopsida, Lamiales, Orobanchaceae.
AUGGCAAGAACUGUGGCAAGGACUUUGGCAGCGCCACUUCUGCUGAUCAACCUGAUCAUGUAUUUCAUAGUGUUGGGCUUUUCGAGCUGGUGUUUGAAUAGGUACAUCAAUGGCCAAACCGCUCAUCCGAGCAUGGGAGGAAAUGGGGCAACUGGGUUGUUCUUGACGUUUGCGAUAUUGGCCGCUGUUCUUGGAAUAGUGUCCAAGAUCGCCGGCGGCAACCACCUCAGGGCGUGGAGGAACGAUAGCCUUGCGGCUGCCGGAUCGUCUUCCGUAGUUGCGUGGGCCGUCACAGCACUUGCUUUCGGUUUGGCUUGCAAGGAAAUAAACAUAGGAGGAUGGAGGGGGUGGCGUUUGAGGGUGCUCGAGGCUUUUGUCAUAAUACUCGGUUUCACCCAGCUGCUGUAUGUGCUGCUGCUGCAUGCCGGGUUUUUCAGCAGCAGGUAUGGGCCUGGGUACAGGGACCCGGAUUACGGCAUUGGCGCACCAGGGACUGAGGCGCGCCCUAAAGCUGGGGUCACAGGGACAGCGUCAGCCUCAAAACGCUGGUUAUGUCCGGAACAUGGUGGUAAAUUCCUUGAUAUAGAUGCGUAUGGACACCCUCUGAUAUGGUCCGAAAUCGGUGGUUUUGGUCUUGCGAAAGGUUCUUCCCGCAAGGUUCUUCCCGGUUAUUACCAACUGGUCUUGCGGAAUGUUCUUCUCGGUUAUGACAUUGGUUCGCUUGAUUCGGUUCGGUCUGAGCUUGAGUGUUCUCCGGUACCUGAAAGCGCGCCGGAAUUUCUCCGGCGCAAGCCUUCUGAAACCCAAGUUAGGAUCUCGGAUUUAGAGAGAAUUAGAUCCAACGCUUUGACUUACGCGGGUCGAACUAAUCGAUGGGUCGAGGCCUUAGCAUGGCUCGAUCCUCGACCCUCGGCACCCUACGCCCGGUGCAUGGCUCGCUCUCCCACCUGA